AUGUCCGAUGCACCAACAACGACAUCAGAAGCCCAACUCCCCACGAGUUCAAAAACGACGACAACGACGACGAAAAUGCGGCUGCCGAACGUCAAAGAGCUUGCCAAAAGGUUGUUUGACCGUUUACCAGUUUCUCCGUAACUUUAUCGCCUACAACGAACACAAUAGCACAUUACCCUCCGGUUGAUUGACAUGGUACUCUCCAGUACAACAAACCGGCCGGACUUUGAGGAAAAGAAGAAGAAGAAGAAGCAGCGGAAAGGGCGUCGUCGUCCUCCUUCUUCUCUUUCUUCUUGCCGCUUCCAUUCCGCUUCUUCUUCUUCUUCCAGAGUGUAUGCACAUGUUUAUUUUGUCUACUUUCUUAUCACUGAUUGUGACCACUCCUUGUUUGUGAUACAGCCCUUCUCUUUUCUUAUUUCUGUACAACAACUCUCUUCGUUUCAGAUUUGAGAGUGGCGCCCGAAUAGAGCACAAACCGGUGACCGCGAAACGGAUUGGCAAGUUCCGGGUGGUUGAAAACAUCCAACAGUAAGCUUGGCAAUCUCUGAGCCCUUCUUAAUGGAUGUUUGCUUCCAGGCCGUCAACAUCGCGAGUGGUCCGCGGCAGCGCCAUCCCGCGCCGGCGAAGUUCGUUGAAACGACGAACGCGAAGCAACAGCGAGCUCGCCGUCAUCGUCACAUCUUCUGAGUUUCGGAAGAGCAAGUCGAUCGGCGAUUUCUCCCCGGGAGCUGGAAAAGCUCCAGAAUUUAUUCCCGGGCCACUGAUUGUUGUACCGCAGCCAGCACCAAGACUUCGGUGAGUCAAAGGGAGUGUCAAUAGAGUCUAUGCGACAUCGAACAACUAUUUUUUCCUAUGUAUCUGUGUCUAUUUCAGUCUCCAAACAACAAGCAUGAUUGUUGAUAGUUUGAAGAAGGACGAGAUUCCUGUCUACGAAGAGAGGUGUCGAGUGUCCCUUACCAUCCCGAUGUCUGAAGAUCCUUCCUCCGCCAGUCCUGUCUCUCCACCUCCACCCAUUCCUGCUGCCCCACCGUCCAAAGCGCGGAUACAAAGGAUACCGUCCUACCUGAAGCCGACUCCUGCUCCGAGGUCGAUGUCGGCAACAUGCUCCACACUCCCUCGCACAAGACUGAAGUCCCCGCCACCUCCACCGCCGGCGCAGUCUUUCGACACUCUUCCCAUCAACUUCAGAAGCAGUUCUACGUCCACGUCAUCCGGAAUUCCGAGAAUCCCAAGUAUUCCAGUCCCUGCAGUUCCUGCGCCCUCCCAAAUCAUUGACGACGACGACUGCUACGAGGAAAUCAUGCUGGUUACACCCGUAACUGACCCCGAAUCCUCUACUCCGACCGCCUGUUACAUCCCGACACAUCACCCAGUGCAUUCAGAAACGUCUGAAUAUUCCUACGAGUCCACAGACUUUACGCGUCCCUGUAAAUCUAACCAAAACAAUCACGAUCGAGAAGAGGAAGUGUUCGAUGAGGCGGACGAGUUGGAAGAAGCGAUGGAUCCUCCGAAAGUCAGGGAACGCUUCCUUUCGGCGACACUUCAGAGAAAUCCAAAGUCAACGAAACGAAUGAGCUCGAUGGAGCUGGAAAAGUUGUUCCGGUUCAAGAGUGAGCUGCAGCUUAAUCUGUCAAAAAAGGUUUGUGGGGAACGAACGGUGGGGUGGGAAGAGAGCAAAACAAAUUAAUGGGCUAACGAGUCUUAAUUGAAGGUGGGACAAUUACGGCAGAAAGUUGGAGACAAACAAGCAAAGAGAAGAUCCAAGUGCCACGUCAGUGUCGAUCUUCUGGAUACCGACUUCAGCGCCACGGUCAGUUUGUCUUUCUCUUUCAAACUCGAAGCGUAUUGUUCUUUAGAUGUCCAAGUCUUCGUGCGUGGAUAAGCCCUUCCAAGACGACGAUCACAUCUACGGAGACGACUGGAGCAGCGACGACGACGACGUUUAUCACGGUAAGACAGCUUCUUCUUUCCCUGUACACGAUUUUCAUAGUCUUCGUUCCAAUCAUCCUCACCACUUUCCUGUACCCUUUUCUCUCGCACAACAAUAACACUAAUAACAAUAAUAACAAUAACAAAGCCCUUUUUGUCUCUUUUUGCUAUAUUUUUCGCUGACAUACAUGUAGGUAUUGUCAUACUUUGUCGCGCCUAAUACUCUGUUCCGUCGCUCUGAUUUCAUCCGCUUUCCACUUCGGAACGCCAUUGUUCCCCUGAGAUAAACCUACUGUAGUACAAGUUGAAAGUAGCGGGGAAAAGAACCAGAAGGCGUACAUUUUUUUAAUAUCUUUCUUCUCGCCCUUUCUCCGUUCGUUUCCACUUACCAAAACAACGCGCUUUUCCUCCGUUUUCUCGGUCCGCAUGACGAAUUGCUCACCGUUCCCCGUCCUUCUCACUCUGUAUACAUUACGGCAAAUAUUGCAGAAAAGAGGGAGAGCGGGGGAAAAGGGAAGAAAAUAAAGAGAGAGAGAGAGAGAGAGAGACAAAACACGACUGUAGCCGUACACGCAUUUGCAACACUUUACGUCUUUCAGAUGACCGUCGAUCGUCAAUGUAUCGCCAAUUAGAAGAGCAGCUGAACAAGGCGUUUCCGGAAUACGCAAGCAGAUCGCGUAUGUUUUUCAUAUUCUCUGUGUCAUAUCAUAUCACAACCAGAGCCUCGUCGUGUCAAAACAUACUGUAAGGAAGCGGAAGAAAGUAAAUGCGCUCUGUUGCGAAUUGAAUUUCAGUUGUUUACAUUUGAAAGCUGGAAUAGUUAGUUAACGUUCUCUAUUUUCAGUCGGCAUUUACUUUGAAACGCCCUGAUCGUAAUAAUGUUUUUGAACCCAACAUGUCUUAUAGCCUGGUACCGGUGUCAGCUGGUUCUAUUUUGCGGUCAUAAACUAGUCAUUUCAAUCCAAACCUUUCGCACUUCAUCAUAGUAUGAUCUAACGACCCACAAGCAGUAAUGAUCUGAACAUAUUCAACUGUUCCUUUUCUGAUACCCCUCUUAUUCCCCAACAGCUCUGGUUUCAGAAAUGUCGUCUGACUACGAGAGUGCCGAUAUCCUUCUCGAUCCCCCAGCACGUCCGGAUGCAUUGGCCGACGCGGAAAAGUACGUGGCUCGCCCUGCAGUGGGGCAUCUGCCAUUGGAUGACUCAUGGACGCCGUCGGCAGCUGUUAAUCAUGACGAGCCGUCGCCCGACGAAGAGGAGUACAAACGACAGUACACUUGCCGGAUGGUGCCAAACGAGCAGCCACUCUAUCAGCACUACAUGCUGGAGGCGGCUACGACCGCUCCAGAAGAAGAGGUGAAGGUGGCGAUGGAAGAAAUUAAGGAGGAGCCGGUGGAGAUGCCGGUUAUUCCGGAAGUCGUCGCACUCAAACCAGCGGUGAGCAUUCCAGCCAAGCGUAAUACUCCGUCAACAAACGUCUUGCAGACUCGUCGUGAGUCCUCCAUCUCCUCGGAUUCCGGAAGAGGAGCAGACUGCUCCACAACUUCUGCGUCCGCUUUGACAUCAAACACUUCAAUGCGAAGAGACCGUCUCGUUGGAACCUCGAACUUUGGAUCACAAAGAAGUCUCUGGUGCGAGCUACCGGAAGUGAGGGCAGCCGGUCUUCUGGAGAAGCUGGACGACGAGUGCAAACUGAGACAAGAGGCGUACUUCGAAGUGAUCACAUCCGAAGCCAGUUACCUCCGUUCCCUCAAUGUGCUCAUCACCCACUUCAUGGCCAGUCCUCAGAUGCUCGGAUCCAAAUCUGCGCUUUCCGUCUUGUCAGACUCCGACAGAAAGCACCUGUUCAGUAACAUCUUUGCCGUUCGAGAUUGCUCCGAAAGGUGAGAUAAUUUCUAGCACAAUGUUUAUUGAAAGCUUACUUUUCAGAUUGCUCUGUGAUCUGGAGACACGACUCGAAGAGAAUCUGAUUCUCGAUGACAUCUGUGACAUUCUGUCUGAGCACUUUGACAAGUACUUCGAGGUGUACAUCAAGUACUGCUCCAAUCAAGUCUACCAAGAUCGCACUCUCCGACGUUUGAAGACUGAAAAUCCGGGAUUCCUUUCGGCCGUUCAGCGACUUGAGGAAAACAAGCAGUGUCAGGGACUCGACAUGAGAAGUUUCUUGAUGCUUCCAAUGCAGAGAAUCACCAGAUAUCCCCUUCUUCUCUAUGCGAUCCUCGACAGAAUCUCCACUUCCGAUGAUCGCUUCAAAACCGCCACAGAAGCGUUGACGUCUUCUAACCGAGUCGUCCGAGAGUGCAACGAGGGAGCACGUCGAAUGGAGAGAACUGAGCAGCUUCUGGAGAUCGACCGCCGUCUCGUGUACAAAGAUGCAGAUCUCAAAAGGAUUCCACUCGUCUCCAACAGCAGAUACCUUGUCAAGAAGGGCGUGCUCACUCAGCUGGUGGAGCGCCGAUCCUCGAACAUCCUGCAGAGUCGGCAGAAGGCACGGACGCUCCACGUCUUCCUUUUCUCUGAUAUGAUUAUGAUUACUAAAAAGAAGCUAAAUGGCACGUUUGUGUGCAAAGAUUACGCGGCGAGACGAUUCGUCGACAUGCAGCCGAUCGAGCCCGACAAUCCGAAGAUCCCCGUCGGAGCGGUCAGCAACCUGGUCGGCCGACCUCAUCUCUUCCUGUGCACUCUGAUGCGGAACGCCCGCGACAAGCAGACUGAGCUGCUGCUUUCCGCGGACAGCGAAACGGACCGUGAGAGAUGGCUCAGCGCCGUCCGUCCUCCAACUGUAAGUUCUUUAUUUCCCCUAGACAGAAUGAUAACUGUUGGUGUCCUUCUUCUCCUCCUAACUUCGGGAUUCUUACCAUCGGGAUUAAUGAUUGCAGUCUACUAACCCGGAAGAGAAAAUCUACGCGGAAUGGGACUGUCCGCAGGCGCUCGUCGUGCAUGCCUACCAGCCAUCACAGAACGACGAACUGCUCCUCAACAUCGGAGACACUCUCAACAUCCUCAGAAAGAUGCCUGACGGUUUGAUUCUUCUUCUUUUUCUUUUCCUAGUUGCUUCCAUGAAACUAACAGAGUUUAUAGAGAUAAAUUUCCUUCGACAGGUCACUUUUCAGGUUGGUUGUAUGGAGAACGGGUCGGCGAUGGGCUGGGAGGAUGGUUUCCGUCUUCGUACGUGCAGGCCAUCCUCAACGACCACACACGAGCAAAUAACUAUCGACAACGGCUACGUAUCAUACAGGUGAGCCUGUGUGACCGAUCUAAAGACUAACUGAUCUCUUUGCAGGCAGCGGCGGGUUGGCACGGAAACGUUUCUCCUUCGUCAACUGGGCGUGGGGGGCUGCCCCUGAUGGACCGUCUCCGCCGCAUGUCCAACCCGAAAUCGUACUUCCAGUCCGGCGCCGUCGGCCUCUGA
Caenorhabditis sp. 36 PRJEB53466 is the source of this 5340-nucleotide messenger RNA. Lineage: Eukaryota; Metazoa; Nematoda; Chromadorea; Rhabditida; Rhabditidae. The record is from the annotation of a GenBank genome assembly.